UCAUAUUAACCACACACACCUCCAUUCAACCUUCUUUAUUCACCUUCUCCAGUAUGAAGACCACACUCUUUGUCGCUGGACUAUUGUCUCUAGCUGUUGUUUCGCAGGCAGAGCUCAUGCGCAUCGAUCUCAAGAAAGCCAAGUUGACGCCUGCAGAGCAGAUAGGAGCGUAUGCAGAAGCAGGGUCGUACAUGGCUCAAAAGUACUUUGGAUCGUCAUCCAGACAACGCAAGAUUAUGUCAGACAAAGCUGCUCAAAUCUUUGGCCUCGAUGCUAAUGGGAAACCAACCCAUGGUGUGCCUCUUUCCAACUAUAUGAAUGCACAGUAUUAUGGUGAUGUCACUGUUGGAACGCCUCCUCAGACCUUCUCUGUCGUCUUUGAUACGGGUUCGUCCAAUUUCUGGGUCCCUUCAACGCAUUGCAACUCGAUUGCUUGCCUGUUGCACAAACGUUUCAAUUCUGAAGAAUCCUCGACAUUCCGUCCUAACGGCACCCAAUUCUCAAUCCAGUACGGCUCCGGGUCGUUGGAAGGAAUCAUCAGUAACGAUAAUGUCGGGCUUGGGGGCGUCGUCAUCAAGGCCCAGGACUUUGGAGAGUCUGUCAAGGAGCCCGGCUUGGCCUUUGUUUUUGGUAAAUUUGACGGCAUCUUUGGAUUGGGUUAUAAUACAAUCUCGGUCUUGGGCGUUGUUCCGCCAUUUUAUAGUAUGGUUAGUCAAAAGUUGGUAAGCGAGCCUGUGUUUGGCUUCUAUUUGGGCCAAGCGGAUGGUCCCUUGGGCGGACAGAUGACAUUAGGAGGAGUUGAUUCGAAUCACUUUACCGGAGAGUUGCAGUGGCAUAAUGUCCGUCGUAAGGCUUAUUGGGAGAUUGAUCUGGACAAGGUCAAAUUGGGUGACGAGGAAGUGGAAUUGAAGGCAGGUGCGGUCAUUGAUACAGGCAGUUCGUUGAUUGUGCUACAGACCGCCAUGGCUGAGAUGAUCAACAAGGAGAUUGGAGCAAAGAAGAACUUUGCAGGCCAGUAUGUGGUCGAAUGCUCGACGGUCCCGAACCUUCCAAAUUUCUCAUUCUUCUUUGGGAAAACGGAGUACACACUCAAAGGAGAAGAUUAUGUCUUGAACGCAGGAGGCUCUUGCUUGAGCGGAUUUAUGGGUAUGGAUUUCCCAGAGCAAUUGGGCGAUCUAUGGAUUGUAGGAGAUGUCUUCUUACGCAAGUACUAUAGCGCAUACGAUUUGGGCAACAAUCGCGUUGGCUUUGCUCCUUCCAAAUAGAGGUGCCUUUUUUUCUUCCUCUUCAGUCCCGCUUAAGAAGAAAAGGAAGAGAGAUUAUCUUCAGGUGAAGGUAUCAAUAAAAAAAUAAAUAAAUAAAUCAUAAACAUUACUCACCAUAACAGAGG
Messenger RNA from Lobosporangium transversale, 1390 nucleotides. RefSeq names its product aspartic peptidase domain-containing protein. Gene Ontology annotation, biological process: proteolysis. The record is from RefSeq and is a predicted model, not a curated record. Lineage: Eukaryota; Fungi; Mortierellomycota; Mortierellomycetes; Mortierellales; Mortierellaceae. The coding region runs from base 54 to 1265 and encodes 403 amino acids. Gene Ontology annotation, molecular function: aspartic-type endopeptidase activity. The transcript is spliced from 3 exons.